CUUUGAUCCAUCGAGGUUCGGAUCCAUAAUACUUUAAACCCGAUUUCCUCUAUCUUCCCUUUGCCUCCAGCAUACCUCCUCCAUAGUUCUACGACGACGCCGUAAAUUGAUCACCGGAGAUCACUCGACACCGAAUCCGUCGGCAUCGGAAGGUGCUCUACGUCUUCUGUUUCUCAGUGAGGCUAUCUGGUAUUGCAUCAUUCAAUGAAGUGCUGAAAAUCAUCUAGUGAGGGUAUUCUCUGUUGAUGGCUUCCCCUGAACGACGAAGGAGUUAUCUCAAACAGGAUGACCCUAACUUAAAGCUUGAAGAUGACUGGGAAGGGGAUGAUAAGAGAAAAUACAGGUCAAGUAAGUCAAGGCCUGGCAACAGUGAAGAAGCUGAAGGUUUAGAUAGUAAUGGAAGAAGGAGAAGUACAUUGGAAAGAAAUGAGAGUCGGAAAAGAUCAGUAGGAUCAAGUAUAGCUGAUAUUGAUGAGGAUGACUAUGAGGCUGAAAACGACUUGCGGUCCAAAUUGACAAAGAAGAAACAGGGUGAGAAUACAUUGGAGACAUUGAGCAAUUGGUAUCGGGAUGGAGAACUUGGGGGAAAGUAUGAUAAUGGAGAUAAAACAGGGGAUAGAGGACAAAUCCUAGCUAAUGAGGGUGUCAGAAGGAAAUCAACUUCCAGGUUUUCUGAUGGUGAUGGUUCUCAGACUAGAAAUAAAGGUAAUAAUGAGAAGCUACAUGGUGGGGACUCUGGAAAUGCACUGGAAAGGGAUUCUAGACAUUUGGAAAGAAAGGACAGUACCACAGAAAGGGGUCAUGUGUUGUUAGAUAGCCUUGAAGAGUCGAAUAGAGACAAGAAUGGUAAAUACCCAGAAAGUGAUGAGAGAAAAAUUGACUGUGAUAGGAGUAAGAAAGGCAGGUCGUAUGCUAUAGAGGAAGACAGAGGAGGAGCAUUUUCUAUACGGGACGAUAAAUUGAGCAUAGAGAGAUUUGAGGAGCAUAGACAGCGAAAAGGUGCCACAAGUCAUGACAUUGCGGAAAACCGUGAUAGGUCUGCAGCCGCAGGUGAUGACGGUGGCUCACGGGUGCGAGAGAGAACUAGGAGAGAGUUGGACUCCUCUGAUAGGUCCAGGACACCUGAGAAGGAUGGAAGACGCCAUUACAAUUUAGAAAGCGUUGAGAUGGAAUAUGAAAAAAGAGAUACUUUCAGGAGGAAAGAACAAGAAAAAGAUGGUGCGAGAGAUGAUAAAUCAAAAGGAAGGGAUGAUGGCAGGAGCGAUAGAAACAGGUUUAGGGAUGGGUCCAAAGAUGGGUGGAAAAGAAGGCAAGGGAACUUUGUUGACAAGGAAAUAAAAGAAGGUGAGACAUCUUAUGAACAUGGAAGAGAGUGGGAAAUGCCCCGACGUGGGUGGAUUGACAAUGAAAGGCCUCGUUCUGGUGGUAGAAAAGAUGGAAAUAGGACAGAAGCUUUGAAAACUUCAUCAAAAUAUGGAAUUUCAAAUGAAAAUUAUGAUGUCAUAGAGAUCCAAACCAGGCCGUUUGACUAUGAUAAGGAGAAGGCCAUAUCUGCCGUAGCAAGAACAACUGAAUUUAAUCAGAAUUUUGAUGCAAGAUUGCUUCCGGAUGACGAUAACAAUGCCUUUCCUAGGGAUGACAGGGGAAGAAACAUGAAUUGGUCAGGCCAAUCUGCUCAAGAUAUAAAGAAUACAUCAGGUGAUGGUUCAUAUAGGGAUGAAACUGAAUCAAGGCCCCAGAAAGGAGACGCAUCUGUUCGAUCUGCCUUGGGCCAAACUUCCAAUAGUGCUUCAGAACCUCCAUAUGGAAACCAGGAACCAUCGUCCUUCAAUAGAGAUGUUCCAAUGGGUUCUAAAGGAAGUAGGGUUGGGAGAGGAGGAAGAGGGAGGCCCACAGGAAGAGAUGGCCACCAGUUCGGACCUCCAAUGCCAAUGAUGGGAUCACCUUUUGGACCACUUGGAAUGCCAUCACCUGGAACUUUGCAGUCUUUAGCUCCUAACAUGUCACCUGCUCCAGGUCCACUCCCUGGUGUUUUCAUUCCUCCAUUUUCACCUCCUGUGGUUUGGCCUGGAGCCCGAGGUCUUGAGAUGAAUAUGCUAGGUGUUCCACCUGGACUCUCACCUGUGCUUCCUGGGACUGGAUUUCCUCCUAAUUUGGGGAAUCCAAUGUAUUUUAAUCAAUCAGGCCCUGGAAGAGGGACACCGCCAAAUAUGUCUGGUCCAAAUUUUAAUGGCCUAAUACCAGGAGGUCGUGGACAGGUUAAAGAUAAAGCUAAUGCUGGCUGGGUGCCUCCUCGAACUAAUGCCCCACCUGGAAAAGCUCCUUCUAGGGGUGAGCAGAAUGACUACUCCCAAAAUUUUGUAGACACUGGCACGAGGCCUCAAAAUUUUAUCAGGGAACUAGAACUUACCAGUGUUGUUGAGGACUAUCCCAAGCUUCGAGAACUUAUUCAAAGGAAGGAUGAGAUUGUUGUCAAUUCUUCUUCGCCUCCCAUGUAUUUCAAAUGCGACUUGCUUGAGCAUGAGCUGUCACCAGAUUUUUUUGGGACCAAAUUUGAUGUAAUUCUAAUAGACCCCCCAUGGGAAGAAUAUGUUCAUCGAGCUCCUGGUGUCACUGACCAUAUGGAGUACUGGACGUUUGAGGAAAUAAUGAAUCUCAAAAUUGAGGCAAUUGCUGACACUCCAUCAUUCGUUUUUCUUUGGGUUGGUGAUGGUGUGGGGCUUGAGCAAGGAAGGCAAUGUCUGAAGAAGUGGGGAUUCCGCAGAUGUGAGGACAUAUGUUGGGUGAAAACAAAUAAAACCAAUGCUACUCCAGGAUUACGGCAUGAUUCCCAUACUUUAUUUCAGCAUACAAAGGAACACUGCCUUUUGGGCAUAAAAGGAACUGUUCGUCGUAGUACCGAUGGGCAUAUAAUUCAUGCAAAUAUUGACACAGAUGUGAUUAUUGCUGAGGAACCUCCUUAUGGAUCAACUGUAAAGCCUGAAGAUAUGUACCGCAUAAUUGAACAUUUUGCGCUUGGCCGGAGAAGGCUUGAACUCUUUGGUGAAGACCAUAAUAUUCGAUCUGGCUGGUUGACUGUUGGUAAAGGAUUAUCUUCAUCGAACUUCAGUGCAGAGACCUAUGUUCGGAAUUUUGCCGAUAGGGAUGGUAAAGUCUGGCAGGGUGGUGGAGGAAGGAAUCCACCACCAGGCGCCGCACAUCUUGUUAUUACAACACCUGAAAUAGAGUCUCUUCGUCCUAAGUCACCCAUGAAGAAUCAGCAGCAACAGACAGCAUCUAUAUCUGUGAUGACAACAAACUCUUCCAACAAGAGACCAGCCGGUAACUCACCCCAGAAUUCGCAAAACGUGAACCAAGAAGCCUCUAGCUCUAACAACCCGAAUGCAGGCCCUUGGGUUCCAUCGAUGGAGAGUUUUCAAGGUGGACAUGUGAUUUCGGAUAACAAUAUGUAUGGGUAUAACACAGCCUUUACACAGAACAACACUGAAAGUUCAGACUAUGAAUCUCAUAAUGCAAUGAAUUUAUUCUAGUGACAAAAUCACAUUUGUUGUGCUAUUAUGUAUUUGAAUUAUUAUUAUUAUUUUUUAACUUAUAAUAUAAUGUCCUCAAGGCCACACGACAGAACUUUGACUAAUUUAUAGAGUACAAUUUUCUU
Molecule: messenger RNA, 3655 nt
Organism: Solanum lycopersicum (tomato)
Lineage: Eukaryota; Viridiplantae; Streptophyta; Magnoliopsida; Solanales; Solanaceae
Product: N6-adenosine-methyltransferase non-catalytic subunit MTB-like
Cellular component (GO): RNA N6-methyladenosine methyltransferase complex; nucleus
Molecular function (GO): methyltransferase activity; mRNA binding
Source: RefSeq, a predicted model, not a curated record